This is a messenger RNA of Chinchilla lanigera (long-tailed chinchilla), 5091 nucleotides long. It is a transcript of the gene Plcg1, whose product is annotated as phospholipase C, gamma 1. Gene Ontology annotation, molecular function: phosphatidylinositol-4,5-bisphosphate phospholipase C activity; protein binding; calcium ion binding. Gene Ontology annotation, biological process: phospholipid catabolic process; phosphatidylinositol-mediated signaling; positive regulation of epithelial cell migration. NCBI's taxonomy places the organism in Eukaryota, Metazoa, Chordata, Mammalia, Rodentia, Chinchillidae. The record is from RefSeq and is a predicted model, not a curated record.
CGCCGCCCGAGCCCCCCCGCGCCGGAGCCAUGGCGGGCGCCUCUUCCCCCUGCGCUAACGGCUGCGGGCCCGCCGCGCCCUCCGACGCCGAGGUGCUGCACCUCUGCCGCAGCCUCGAGGUGGGCACCGUCAUGACUUUGUUCUACUCCAAGAAGUCUCAGCGGCCGGAGCGGAAGACCUUUCAGGUCAAGCUGGAGACACGCCAGAUCACGUGGAGCCGCGGCGCCGACAAGAUCGAGGGUGCCAUUGAUAUUCGUGAAAUCAAGGAAAUUCGCCCAGGGAAGACCUCACGGGACUUUGAUCGCUAUCAAGAGGACCCUGCUUUUCGGCCGGAUCAGUCACACUGCUUCGUCAUCCUUUAUGGAAUGGAAUUCCGCCUGAAGACCUUGAGCCUGCAAGCUACGUCUGAGGAUGAAGUAAACAUGUGGAUCAAGGGCUUAACUUGGCUGAUGGAGGACACAAUGCAGGCAGCCACGCCCCUGCAGAUUGAGAGGUGGCUCCGGAAGCAGUUCUAUUCUGUGGAUCGGAAUCGUGAGGACCGUAUAUCAGCCAAGGACCUGAAGAACAUGCUGUCUCAGGUCAAUUACCGGGUCCCCAACAUGCGCUUCCUCCGAGAGCGGCUGACGGACCUGGAGCAGCGCAGUGGGGACAUAACCUAUGGGCAGUUUGCUCAACUGUACCGCAGCCUCAUGUACAGCGCCCAGAAGACGAUGGACCUCCCCUUCUUGGACACCAGCACCUUGAGGUCUGGGGAGCGGCCAGAGCUCUGCCGAGUGUCUCUUCCUGAGUUCCAGCAGUUCCUCCUUGAGUACCAGGGGGAGCUAUGGGCUGUUGACCGGCUCCAGGUGCAAGAGUUCAUGCUUAGCUUCCUUCGCGACCCCUUGAGAGAGAUUGAGGAGCCUUACUUCUUCCUGGAUGAGUUUGUCACCUUCCUGUUCUCCAAAGAGAAUAGUGUGUGGAACUCCCAGUUGGAUGCAGUGUGCCCGGACACCAUGAACAACCCUCUUUCCCACUACUGGAUCUCCUCCUCACACAACACGUACCUGACUGGGGACCAGUUCUCCAGUGAGUCCUCCCUGGAAGCCUAUGCUCGCUGCCUACGGAUGGGCUGUCGCUGCAUUGAGUUGGACUGCUGGGAUGGUCCAGAUGGGAUGCCAGUCAUUUAUCAUGGACACACCCUUACCACCAAGAUCAAGUUCUCAGACGUUCUUCACACCAUCAAGGAGCAUGCCUUUGUGGCCUCAGAGUACCCAGUCAUCUUGUCUAUUGAGGACCACUGCAGCAUUGCCCAGCAAAGAAACAUGGCCCAGUACUUCAAGAAAGUGCUUGGGGACACACUCCUCACCAAGCCUGUGGACAUCUCUGCUGAUGGGCUCCCUUCACCAAAUCAGCUUAAGAGGAAGAUCCUGAUCAAGCACAAGAAGCUGGCUGAAGGCAGUGCCUAUGAGGAGGUGCCCACGUCUGUGAUGUACUCUGAGAACGACAUCAGCAACUCCAUCAAGAAUGGCAUCCUCUACCUGGAGGACCCUGUUAAUCACGAAUGGUAUCCCCACUACUUUGUUCUGACCAGCAGCAAGAUCUACUACUCUGAGGAGACUAGCAGUGACCAGGGCAAUGAGGAUGAAGAGGAGCCCAAGGAAGUCAGUGGCAGCACAGAGUUGCACUCCAAUGAGAAGUGGUUCCACGGGAAGCUCGGGGCAGGACGAGAUGGACGGCACAUCGCUGAGCGCCUGCUCACUGAGUACUGCAUUGAGACCGGUGCUCCUGAUGGUUCCUUCCUAGUGCGCGAGAGUGAGACCUUCGUGGGUGACUACACGUUGUCCUUCUGGCGAAACGGAAAAGUUCAGCACUGCCGGAUCCAUUCCCGGCAGGAUGCGGGGACCCCCAAGUUCUUCUUGACAGACAACCUGGUCUUUGACUCCCUCUAUGACCUUAUCACACACUAUCAGCAAGUGCCCCUGCGCUGCAAUGAGUUUGAGAUGCGCCUUUCAGAGCCUGUGCCACAGACCAAUGCCCACGAGAGCAAAGAGUGGUACCACGCAAGCUUGACCAGAGCACAGGCUGAACACAUGCUGAUGCGUGUACCCCGAGAUGGGGCCUUCCUGGUGCGGAAACGGAAUGAGCCCAACUCCUAUGCCAUCUCCUUCCGGGCUGAGGGCAAGAUCAAGCAUUGUCGCGUCCAGCAGGAGGGCCAGACAGUGAUGCUGGGGAACUCGGAGUUUGACAGUCUUGUCGACCUCAUUAGCUACUAUGAGAAGCACCCGCUGUAUCGGAAGAUGAAGCUGCGCUACCCCAUUAAUGAGGAGGCGCUGGAGAAGAUUGGCACAGCUGAGCCUGACUACGGGGCCCUGUAUGAGGGCCGCAACCCUGGCUUCUAUGUGGAGGCAAACCCUAUGCCAACUUUCAAGUGUGCAGUCAAGGCUCUCUUUGACUACAAGGCCCAGAGAGAGGAUGAGCUGACCUUCACCAAGAGUGCCAUCAUCCAGAAUGUGGAAAAGCAAGAGGGAGGCUGGUGGCGAGGCGACUACGGUGGGAAGAAGCAGCUGUGGUUCCCGUCAAACUAUGUGGAAGAGAUGGGCAACCCAGCAGCCCUGGAACCUGAGAGAGAGCACCUGGAUGAGAACAGCCCCUUGGGGGACUUGCUGCGGGGGGUCUUAGAUGUGCCGGCCUGUCAGAUUGCUAUCCGUCCAGAGGGGAAGAACAACCGGCUCUUCGUCUUCUCCAUCAGCAUGGUGUCAGUGGCCCAGUGGUCCUUGGAUGUCGCAGCUGACUCACAGGAGGAGCUGCAGGACUGGGUGAAGAAGAUCCGUGAAGUGGCCCAGACUGCAGAUGCCAGGCUCACUGAGGGCAAGAUGAUGGAACGGAGGAAGAAGAUCGCACUGGAACUCUCUGAGCUUGUCGUCUACUGUCGGCCUGUUCCCUUCGAUGAAGAGAAGAUUGGCACAGAACGAGCCUGCUACCGAGACAUGUCGUCCUUCCCGGAAACCAAGGCUGAGAAAUAUGUGAACAAGGCCAAAGGCAAGAAAUUCCUCCAGUACAAUCGGCUACAGCUCUCACGCAUCUAUCCCAAGGGGCAGCGGCUGGACUCUUCCAACUAUGAUCCUUUGCCCAUGUGGAUCUGUGGCAGUCAGCUUGUGGCCCUCAACUUCCAGACUCCAGACAAGCCUAUGCAGAUGAAUCAGGCUCUCUUCAUGGCUGGUGGGCACUGUGGCUAUGUGCUGCAGCCAAGCACUAUGCGAGAUGAGGCCUUUGACCCUUUUGACAAGAGCAGCCUCCGUGGACUGGAGCCAUGCGCCAUCUGCAUUGAGGUGCUGGGGGCCCGGCAUCUGCCCAAGAAUGGCCGCGGCAUUGUGUGUCCCUUCGUGGAAAUUGAGGUAGCUGGAGCAGAGUAUGACAACACCAAACAGAAGACAGAGUUCGUGGUGGACAAUGGACUGAACCCUGUGUGGCCGGCUAAGCCCUUCCACUUCCAAGUCAGUAACCCUGAGUUUGCCUUCCUCCGCUUUGUGGUGUAUGAGGAAGACAUGUUUAGUGACCAGAACUUUUUGGCUCAGGCCACUUUCCCAGUAAAAGGCCUGAAGACAGGAUAUAGAGCAGUGCCUUUGAAGAACAACUACAGCGAAGACCUGGAGCUGGCCUCGCUGCUUGUCAAGAUUGAUGUCGUCCCUGCCAAGGAGAACGGAGACCUCAGUCCCUUUGGUGGUACGUCCCUCCGGGAGCGGGGCUCAGACGCCUCUAGCCAGCUCUUUCAUAGCCGGGUUCGGGAAGGCUCCUUUGAAGCCCGCUACCAGCAGCCAUUUGAGGACUUCCGCAUUUCCCAGGAGCAUCUUGCAGACCAUUUUGACAUUCGGGAACGAAGGACCCCAAGAAGGACUCGGGUCAAUGGAGACAACCGCCUCUAGUUGUACCCCGUCUCGAUGGAGAGCAGCAGGUGCUGCACGCCUCAUGGAAUGCCGUGAACUAGGUUCUUCAGAAGGUGCCUACUGUGGCAGCCUUCCUGGUCUCACAGCCUGGAGCCUGGAUUCCAGUGGUGAAUGCUAGACAAAACCAAGCCAUUAAUGAGAUGUACUGUGUUGGGCCUCCAGGCCCAGCUCUGGGUGAAGGCAAAAACUGUACUGUGUCUCGCAUUAAGCACACACAUCUGGCCCUGACUUCUGGAAAUGGAUCCUUCCAUCCUGUGGGGCCAGGAACAGGGCUGAAGCCCCUUGGAGAGAGAGGCUGCCUCAGCUGCAGCAUAGGAGGCUUCAAGGAGCCAUUCACAUUCCUGAGAGUGGAGGAAGAGGAGGAGCCUUGCUGGGCCAAGGAAACAAAGUUUACAUUGUCCUGUAGCUUUAAAAACACAGCUGGGCAGGGUGAGAGGGUAGAUGCCUUGGUAGUUUGGCCCGGGAGACAGCAGAGUGAUGUAGGGCCCAUGUGGAGAAGGGCUCAGCCCUGCCCAAGGAGGAGGACACAGCACAAGGGCACAUUGCCCAUGGCUGGGAACACUACCCAGCCUGAAAGAUACAGGGGAUCGUGAUAAAAAUAGCAGUAUUAUUUUUCUUCUCAGUGGUAUCCUAAGUUAUUCACUCCUCCCGCUCCUCAGUGUCAAGAGGGAAACCUCCCGAGCAGAGCCCUGAACAUGGCUGCCAGCUGUGCUGAGAGGGCUGAGUGUGCGACAUCAGGGCAGCAUCCGGUGGAGGAGUGGUGGGAAGAGAAGGAAUGGCAGUGCCUGUCCCAGUGAGCUUUUUUGUUUUUAAGGCAGUGAAGACUCAGUAUGUUCUCCCAUAGGAAUGAGAAGGGGAUUAAAGAGUUGCCUGCCUCCUGAGUAUGUGGAGCCAGGCAGUCAGGUGCUGAAUGAAGCUGCUAGUUCAGUGCAGCUUCUCGCUAGUAGAAGGGUGCAGGGAAGGAAAUGCAAAGUUGGAAAGGCAGCCCCCUCCUCUGGAGAGAGAGGCUGGGUGCAAGCCAGUGGGCACAAAGGUGCCUCAUAGCAUAGCCAGCAUUCAGCACAUGCAAACCCACUGCCCACGCUUGGGCUCAGGGUUGGCCAUUUGCUAGUUCUGCUGCCCUCUUAAGAUCUGACUGCCAAAUAAAUCAUCUUCAUGUCUUCUUUCC